GUUCUCAAUUUUUCUACAAAAACCAAAUCUUUAAUGAACUUCAGCCCACUUGUCGUCUUCAACGAAACCUAGUCAAACUCAGGAACCCCACCAAAUCCAAAAGCAUGUAAGAAAGCCAUCACUUCUUGUCUGCAUAUUCUUGCUUCACUGUGAAGAUCGAAGCCAAAUUCUUUUUAAUUAAAUUGGCGGCGGAUUUUUUAAUGGGCAAAAAGGGGAAAAAAGAAAAAAGAAACACCAAUUCAACUCCGAACUUUAUGUCUAUAUAACGGUCUGUUCAAGAAGGUCCAAUGGUGGGCUGGUUCUUGAAGAAACAAGCGAGCACCAUUUCUUGUUCUUGUUCUUGUUUGAAAAGUAUAUUCUUGUUUCAUGGUUGUUAAUUAGAACAUAUAUUAUAAUAGAAAUCUGUGGAGUACGUGUUGUUAUGUAGUUGGAUUCUUACAUGUGUGUGUUCAAGGUGGCGAAUCAAAGGGAGGAUUUUUACCGGGGUGAGAAUGGAGAUGAAGACGAGGUGUUUGAUGGGAGGAAUGAGUUGCUGGAGUCAUUGGUUUCCCCUAUGCUUUCUGGGAUGAAUAGGGAGCAGGAGAUGUCAGCUAUGGUAUCAGCUUUGGCUCAUGUGGUGGCCGGAGAUGUGAGUGAAGAUGCGGUGGAGGGAGUAGCUGCCGCGGGAGGCAGUGGUGCUGGUGGUGGUUCUUCUUCAUCUGCAUGCAAGAGGGGACGUGAUGAGCUGAGCAGUGGUGGUGGGGAUCAGCAGUUUUCUGAUUCAUCUGUUUCCAGAGUUUGCAGGGGAUAUAGUGAUCAUUUUUCCAUUGGAAAUCCUAGCUUGGGAGCAUCAUUGUUAGAAGCUGCAGGCGGAAGCAUGAUAAGGACAAGCAUCAUAACAUCAACAGAAUCAGCAGUCUACACCUACACUCCCACAUACCAUCAAGAAACCAGCACAGAGUCAUCAGGAGGAGCCCCAAGGAUCGGGAGACGUUAUCGAGGGGUGAGGCAGAGGCCGUGGGGCAAAUGGGCUGCGGAAAUAAGGGACCCCUACAAAGCCGCUAGGGUGUGGUUAGGCACGUUCGACACAGCUGAGGAAGCUGCCAGGGCCUACGAUGAGGCAGCCCUCCGCUUUAGAGGCAACAAAGCCAAACUCAACUUUCCUGAAAACGUGAGGCUCGUCCACCACCACUCACCGUCAUCGUCUUCAGUUCAUGAUCAUCAUCAGCAGCAGCAGCAGAUUCAAUACUAUUCUGAUCCUAGUAGAAUGGCUGCGGUAUCAACUUCAGCUGAGCCCAUUGUGCACAGCCAAGCUCAGUAUAAUAUGAAUUAUAGCUCAGGAGUUAUGACUCUUGAUGAUAUACAAAGGCAGGCAGCUAGGGAUUCAAGUAGCUUGAUAGAUGAACUAAUGCUCUAUCCUUCAGGUUUUCUUGAAUCUUAUCCAUCGCCGGCAGCUCCUUUUCCGAUGUUUUUCCCAGCUUCUCAGCCACCGGAGAGCGGUCUCCGGCAGGAGAGGAGUCAGGGUAGUGGAGGUGGAGCUGAUUUUUCUUGGAGGGAGACAAGCCAUGAUCAUACUCACCUGGAUGAUAAUUAGUGUUAUAUUUUGGAUUUUUCUUUCAGUAGCUGAAAUUAUUAGUACGUAUUUGUGUUUAUCAUUUUAAAGGGAAGGAUAAAUAAGAAAAAAGAGUUAUUGUCCCAAUCUCA
This is a messenger RNA of Sesamum indicum (sesame), 1683 nucleotides long. RefSeq names its product ethylene-responsive transcription factor ABR1. Lineage: Eukaryota; Viridiplantae; Streptophyta; Magnoliopsida; Lamiales; Pedaliaceae. The record is from RefSeq and is a predicted model, not a curated record. Gene Ontology annotation, molecular function: DNA-binding transcription factor activity; DNA binding. Gene Ontology annotation, biological process: ethylene-activated signaling pathway; regulation of DNA-templated transcription.